Helobdella robusta is the source of this 189-nucleotide messenger RNA. RefSeq lists its product as hypothetical. Gene Ontology annotation, molecular function: RNA polymerase II transcription regulatory region sequence-specific DNA binding; DNA-binding transcription activator activity, RNA polymerase II-specific. The transcript has a single exon. Gene Ontology annotation, cellular component: nucleus. Gene Ontology annotation, biological process: regulation of transcription by RNA polymerase II. The record is from RefSeq and is a predicted model, not a curated record. NCBI's taxonomy places the organism in Eukaryota, Metazoa, Annelida, Clitellata, Rhynchobdellida, Glossiphoniidae. The annotation marks the transcript as partial.
GAAAAGAAACAUCGACUGAAAGAACAGAACAAGACGGCAGCUUUGAAGUACAGGCAGAAGAAGAGGCAGGAGCAGAACAAGUUUUUGGAUGAAUGUAGCGAGAUAGAAGAAAAGAAUCGACAGCUGAAGGUCAGGGCUGAAGAACUUCAGAAGGAGAUCAACUAUUUGAAGAGUCUUUUUGCUGAGAUA